This is a messenger RNA of Chenopodium quinoa (quinoa), 2094 nucleotides long. Its product is annotated as protein NRT1/ PTR FAMILY 8.3-like. Gene Ontology annotation, molecular function: transmembrane transporter activity. Gene Ontology annotation, biological process: transmembrane transport; oligopeptide transport. The record is from RefSeq and is a predicted model, not a curated record. The coding region runs from base 158 to 1873 and encodes 571 amino acids. Gene Ontology annotation, cellular component: plant-type vacuole membrane. The transcript has 5 exons. Lineage: Eukaryota; Viridiplantae; Streptophyta; Magnoliopsida; Caryophyllales; Amaranthaceae.
UUAUUAAUAAUAAUACUGUAGAAUUUGAGAACGUCAAUGUUUUUUUAAGUAAUUUAAACUCAAACUAUGGUGGAUACAACUUUGAAGGCCAAGUGGAUUAAGAAAGUAAUUACAAGGUUUAGAGAGAGAAAGAAGACAUUAGCAGAUUGUUUAAGAAAUGGGUACUCUUGAUGAUCAGCUACUUCUUCUGGAAGAUGCACUUCUUCAGGAGGAGCAUUGUAAUUUAACCACUGGAGAUGGCUCACUAGAUUUUUCAGGGAAGCCUGUCCUCAAGAGCAAAACUGGAAAUUGGAGAGCCUGCAUCUUCAUUCUUGGUAAUGAGGUCUGUGAACGUCUUGCCUUCUAUGGUGUCAAUACAAACCUGGUUAGCUAUCUCACCAAAAAAUUGCAUGAAGGAAAUGUCUCCGCUGCAAAGAUGGUCUCCACCUGGUCAGGCACAUGUUAUGUAACACCUCUUAUUGGAGCUUUCUUGGCUGAUGCAUAUUGGGGAAAAUAUUGGACGAUUGCUGUGUUCUCCAUGAUUCAUUUCCUCGGGAUGUCUACUCUGACCCUAUCUGCAUCAGUUCCGAUGUUUAAGCCUGCUGAAUGUGAGGGUUUCAUUUGCCCUUCAGCUACCCCAUCACAGUAUGCAAUAUUAUAUGCAGGGCUUUAUUUAGUUUCACUGGGAAUGGGUGGGAUUAAGCCAUGUAUCUCUUCGUUUGGUGCUGAUCAGUUUGAUGAUACGGACCCUAGUGAGAGGUUACAGAAGGCAUCUUUUUUCAAUUGGUUUUAUUUUGCUAUCAGCAUUGGUUGCCUUAUGGCAAGUACUGUAAUUGUUUGGAUACAAGAAAAUGUCGGAUGGGGCAUAGGGUUCGGAAUUCCUGCCUUAUUCAUGGUUGUUUCUAUUGUGUUUUUCUUUUGCGGAACUCCACUCUACCGGUUUCAAAGUCCAGGUGGUAGUCCAUUAACAAGGAUAUGCCAGGUUGUAGUUGCAUCAAUGUUGAAAUUCGAGUUGGAGGUUCCACAAGAUAGUAGUCUUCUGUAUGAGACCUCAGACACACAUUCAGCAAUUGAAGGAAGUCGAAAGCUGAAGCACACUGAAGAAAUGAAGUUCCUGGAUAAAGCAGCUUGUUUGUCAGCUACUGAAAUGAAAACGGAGGACUUCUCCAACAGUUGGAGAUUGUGUACAGUAACACAGGUCGAAGAACUAAAGGUCUUGAUCCAUAUGGUCCCUAUUUGGGCAACUGCAAUUGUCUUUUCAGCAGUGUAUGAACAAAUGUCGACUACUUUCAUCGAGCAAGGAAUGGUCAUGGACAGAGCAGUAGGAUCCUUUACAAUCCCAGCAGCCUCUCUGGCAACUUUCAGUAUAAUGAGCAUCAUUUUUUGGGUCCCUUUUUACGACAAGAUAUUUGUACCUGUAGCCAGGAAGUUUUCAGGCAAACCAAAGGGUUUCUCCGAGCUGCAAAGAAUGGGUAUCGGCCAAGUCAUCUCCAUUUUCUGCAUGCUAGCUGCCGGUUUAGUUGAGAUCAGACGUCUAGCAGGGCCAGUUAGCAUCUUCUGGCAAAUCCCUCAAUACUUCCUGAUGGGGGCUGCAGAGAUAUUCUUCUACAUCGGGAAGAUGGAGUUCUUCUAUGAUCAAUCACCCGAUGCCAUGAGAAGUUUGUGUACUGCAUUCUCACUUCUAACAUCUUCAUUGGGAAGUUACUUGAACUCGCUUGUCCUAACGAUCGUGACAGCCAUUACAACUUCUGGGGGGAAACCCGGGUGGAUACCUGAUAAUCUAGACAAGGGUCAGCUUUAUAAUUAUUUCUUUCUAUGGGCUGUUUUUAGCUUGUUGAACCUGUUGGUGUACUUCUUCUGUGCCAUGAAGUAUAAACAGAAAAGGGCUUCAUAGGAAUUCUGCAUAUAGUGAUUGUGAAGCAGUAAAUAGUCAAUUAUGUUGCAAAUUUGUGAUGCUAAAAACUCUCAAAUUUUCAAAUUUCAGCAAGUUUUUAAUUUCUGAGUGAAUCAAAAUGAUUGGUGGUGAGACUGGUAACCCUCAAAAAAAAAUGCCUGAGAUGAAUUUUACAGAAUAUGUAAGUAUUAUUUAUAUUAUCAUUUUUAUAUUUGCUCCAA